CCUUCUGCCCCCUUUUGGACUCACGAGUCCCCGCGUCCCCUCUUCCCAUCACGGGCCGGAUCAACAAGGGACCCCGGUCCGGAGGAGGUUGCACUGGGGCUUAGCUGCUCUCUGUCCUCAGGGUCCCACUCCCUGCGUUAUUUCCACACCUCCGUGUUCCGAGCUGGCCACGAAGAGGCUUUUUACACCUCGGUGGGCUAUGUGGACGACACGCUGUUCCUGCGCUUUGACAGCGACGCCCUGAAUCCGAGGGUGGAGCCGCGCGCGCAGUGGAUGGAGUAUGAGACGCCAGCGUUUUGGGAAGCGCAAACUAAGAUCGCGGAGGCGCACGAGCAGAAGUUGCGCUGGAACCUGCGCUCCACCCUCCGCUACCUCAACCAGAGCGAGGACGGCUCUCACACCUUCCAGUGGAUUUCUGGCUGUGACCUUGGGCCAGAUGGAAGCCUCCUUCGUGGAUAUGAGGAGUUUGCCUAUGAUGGUGCGGAUUACAUCUCCCUGAAUGAGGACCUGCGCUCUUGGACCGCCUGGGACAAGGCUGCUCAGAUCACCCAGCGCAAAUGGGAGGAUUCAGGAGAUGCAGAGCACUACAGGGCCUACCUGCAGGAGGAGUGCCUGGAGUGGCUGGCCAGGUACUUGGAAGUUGGCUUACCUAAAAUUUGUCACUCUUCUUCCCAGGCCCCCAAAGACACAUGUGACUCACAUCCUAGCCCUGAAGGAGCUGUCACCCUGAAGUGCUGGGCCCUGGGUUUCUACCCUAAGGAUGUCACUCUGAUCUGGCAGCGGGAUGGGGAGGAUCAGACCCAGGACAUGGAACCUGUAGAGACCAGGCCUGCAGGAGAUGGAAGCUUCCAGAAGUGGGCAGCUGUGGUGGUGCUUUCAGGAGGGGAGCAGAAAUUCACAUAUCUUGUGCAGCAUGAGGGGUUGCCCGAGCCCCUCCCCUGA
Molecule: messenger RNA, 942 nt
Organism: Urocitellus parryii (Arctic ground squirrel)
Lineage: Eukaryota; Metazoa; Chordata; Mammalia; Rodentia; Sciuridae
Source: RefSeq, a predicted model, not a curated record